ACCGACCCCGAGACGUCAAUCGCGGCAUCAACCGCCUCGCACUUAUUCCAGGCUUGAAUGUGGCGGCGUCAAAGGGGGAGGAAAGGGAAAGUAUAUCCGCACUUUCUACUUACUCGGCCGAUCAGGAUGGUCAUGCCGACUCCAUGUUAGACGACUUUUAUUCCCCGUCAACCGGUGCAUCCUGUUAGCUGGGAGCCGGGGUCGGCGUGGUCCGCGCGUUGCUGUGGUAACGUUGCUGCGCCAUGGGUCACGGACUGAAGUGCGGGGUAGCCAUCUCGUUCUGCGCCGUUUUCAUGGCUUAUUGGUACCGGCAGCAGGUAGACCGGGAGCUGGACUCGCGGCUGGAGACGGUGCUGUCGUCGCUGCUGAAAGCCGAAAGGAAAGUGGACCUGAACCAGCGGCCUCGAGUGGCAGUAGGUUUUGGAGGCUGUCUUGAUAUUGUUGCAGAUGGAAUUGCUCUCCUUAACAAAGCGGGCAUCAAGCCAAGCAGGAAUCCUGUGCACCAUAAUUACAUCACAUCAGAGGAACAGUUGGCUGAAAGCUUUGCAUACUUCUUUCCUCCAGGAGCUGCAUCAGAGCGCUUUAUUUCCAAUGAGACACUGUUUCGUAAACUGGUGAAAGCCACUCAAGGUCUUCCUCGAGUACGAUGGUCGUUGGGUGGAAAUGCACCAGUCAUGGCAAAUCGUCUCGCACAGGAAGGAUGUGAAGUGCUCAUGGGGAGCCGUCUAACGCCUGACCUCAUUGAAGUCCUUCAAGAGCACGUAACCGUGACAAGCAAGCCAGUGGAUAAAACUGACAUUCAUCUUAUCCUGGAAUAUUCAUCUGGUUCCAAAUGGGGACAACUAGUGUCAAGAAGAUCAAACAGGUUCAUAGUCCAUAGCGACAUAUCCAAUCCAGUUUUAGAGUCACUGGAGGACUUUCAGACUCAAUUUAAACAGUUCAAUCCAUCCCUUCUGGUAGUUGGUGGUCUUCAGAUGAUGGAUAAUUUUCCAUUUAGACCAGGUCAACUUGAAGAGCGGCUAAAAUUGCUCCGGGACCUCAUGCUAUCAGUUGACAGCACCACUAGAAUCCAUUUUGAAAUGGCCUCCUUUGUGGAUGACACGCUUCUGAACAAUCUUUUCACAUACAUCAUCACUAACGUAGACUCUCUAGGGAUGAAUGAACAGGAGUUACCCAAUCUGCUCAGCAUGUUAAAGGGGGCCAACAUCACUAUUCUGUCCGAUCCUUAUCCAAGAGUGGCAAGUAUACUCGAUCAAAUGCGGGAAGUUUAUCACAUCUUAAAUUCUCAGGAGAUAAUGGGCGCACAACACAAGCUCACACGGCUGCAUGUUCAUACUCUUGCUUUCCAAGCAAUCAUUAUUGCCAAAGGGUCCUUUUGGAGGAACACCAUGUCAGCAACUGCCAAAGCUUCAUUAACUGCAAACCGACACGUUUGCGGCUCACCAAAUAUUGACCCUGCCAAAGCAAAGUUGAUCAUGGAUGAUUCUUUUUCUGUGAGUCGUGAGCAAGGGAGUAAGAAAAUUCCACUCAAAGAAAAUCGACCUGUUUCGUGUUGGGAAGAGCAUGAUUAUGAGAUCUGUGUUGCUCCAGUGCUGGUAUGUACUGAGGUGUAUCAGACCGUUGGUGGUGGUGACAAUAUUUCUGCAGCCAGCUUAGUUCUUCAGAUCUAGUGAUCUCUCUGGAUUCGAAGUGAACUCGCAUGCAAUUAACCAUUGCUGUCUUCCUCGAUGAGUAUGAUUCACAAAGAACUGCUUGUAUCUUACCACCAACAACUCCCUUCUACACACACCCCGCCAUCCUUAAAAAUAAAUCUCGUUCGAUGAUCUGUCUAUUGUUACAUGAGCAUCAUGUAAUCAUCAAUCAGGGUUCUGAGAAUUGUUUAAGAAUACUUAAAUAAUUAAAUACUAAUUUUAGGCACUUUUUGUAUAAAUCGCUCAGACUUAGUUCCUGAAUAGUUGGGAGCAAAAUCUCUAAUUUUUUUUUCCUCCUCAAUUUAUUUUUUGAAUAGUCAUGGCUGA
This is a messenger RNA of Amblyraja radiata (thorny skate), 2018 nucleotides long. RefSeq names its product ADP-dependent glucokinase 2 (gene adpgk2). Lineage: Eukaryota; Metazoa; Chordata; Chondrichthyes; Rajiformes; Rajidae. The record is from RefSeq and is a predicted model, not a curated record. The coding region runs from base 243 to 1670 and encodes 475 amino acids. The transcript is spliced from 6 exons. Gene Ontology annotation, biological process: glucose metabolic process. Gene Ontology annotation, molecular function: ADP-specific glucokinase activity. Gene Ontology annotation, cellular component: endoplasmic reticulum.